GGGGCUCUGGGCGAUCUGGAAGACUGGCACGACCGUCCCCGCGCACGUGUUCGGUGUUCCCCGUCCGGCUCUCCGAACGCACGCCGCGCCGUGCCCUCGCACGUCCGCUCCGCUCCGCCCACGGUGCUCUGCGCGCUUCGACUUCAACUGCUCGAGUACGCUGCUCGCGGUUGUCCGGCCAGCCGCCAGCGAGUGGCGCGCGGACACUCUUCUGCUAGCGCGGCCGUUUCGUUCAGUGAUGGCGCGGGCGGCGGCUGCCGUGCCGCUUCUGCUCGCGGCCGUCGUCGCGGUCCUCCUGCCGGACGCCGCCGACUCCCGCACCCUCCUCACGCUCGACGACUUCGGCGCCGUCGGCGACGGCGUCGCCAACGACACCAAGGCCUUCGCCGACGCCUGGGCGGCCGCGUGCGCCGCCGGCGACAGCGUCAUCCUCAACGUGCCCGCCGGCAAGGCCUUCCAGAUCUGGCCGCUCACGCUCGCCGGGCCCUGCGGCAGCGAGAUCAAGCUGCUCAUUUCCGGGAACAUCGUCGCGCCGGAGAGCCCCAGCGACUGGGGGCCGGGGGACCGCACGCAGUGGCUCCACUUCCACCAGGUCCAGAACCUGAAGGUGACCGGCGGCGGCAUCAUCGACGGCAGGGGGCGGCAGUGGUGGGCGCGGUCGUCGUGCCAGGAGAAGAAGAAUUGCACCGCGCAGCCUGCUCCCAAGGCGGUUCACUUUGAGGACUGUCAAGGGAUCAGCGUGCUGGGCAUUACCUUGCAGAACAGCCAGCAGCACCACCUGACGUUCACCCGGUGCUCACACGUCAAGGCCAAUUACCUGAGGGUGACCUCGCCGGAGAACAGCAUCAACACUAAUGGAAUCCACCUCGUUGACUCGAGAAAUGUUCACGUCAUGGAUAGCCUCAUCUCCACAGGUGAUGACUGUGUCUCGAUAGUGGGCAGCUGCACCGAUGUUCGCCUAAGAGCCAUCUCAUGCGGACCUGGUCAUGGCAUCAGUAUUGGAUUUUUAGGAGUAAACAACUCCGUUGAUUAUGUGGAGAAGAUCAAAGUUGACACCUUGUUCAUCUCAAACGCCCAGAAUGGUGUGCGCAUCCGGACCACCAAGAUUGGUGGCGGUGGUUUCGCCCGCAAGGUGAAAUUCGGGAGCAUCAUCAUGAAGAACGUCACCAAUCCUAUCAUCGUCGAUCAGGGAAACUUCUCCGAUCUGGCAGAUUCAUCUGAAGCACGGGCUGCAGCGACAGGCGUGCAGGUGGAGAAGAUCAACUACAUCGACAUCAGGGGCACGUCGGCGUCGGAGCACGCGGUCACGUUCUCGUGCAGCGACGCCAUGCCGUGCAGGCGCCUGUCGCUUACCAACGUGAACCUGACCCGGGUGGACGGGCGCAACGCGUCGUCUUACUGCCAUAAGGCGUUCGGGAGGAGCAUCGGCACCGUCAUCCCGGAGUCCUGCCUCUCCAAGGAGGAUUACGUCCAGCACGUCCCACGGCAUUCUGAAGAAGACGAAGCAGAUUCAGAUUCCUGAAUUUCUGGCAGUUCGUUCAUGGCAGGUUCCACACGGAGUACUAGUGAAGAUUUCCGUGUGAACUGAAAGAGCCGUGUUGCUUCAACUUUGGCUUUCUGUAAUCCGGUACGCUUUCAGCUAAGACUACUGUAUAUCUUUCUGUGAUUAAUGAGCCAAAUUACCAUUUUUGUGUAA
Messenger RNA from Setaria italica (foxtail millet), 1696 nucleotides. RefSeq names its product probable polygalacturonase At1g80170. Lineage: Eukaryota; Viridiplantae; Streptophyta; Magnoliopsida; Poales; Poaceae. The transcript has 9 exons. The record is from RefSeq and is a predicted model, not a curated record. Gene Ontology annotation, molecular function: polygalacturonase activity. Gene Ontology annotation, biological process: carbohydrate metabolic process. Bases 239 to 1522 code for a protein of 427 amino acids.